AUGGCUACACUUACAGUUGUAUAGCGCUGGGAGUUACAGCUGUCUUCGUACAGCUGUGUAGGGAAAGCGCUGCAGUGUGGCCACACUGACAGCUACCAGCGCUGCAGUGUGGCCACAUUUGCAGCAUUUGCAGCGCUGUUGGGAUGGUGCAUUGUGGGCAGCUAUCCCACAGAGCACCUCGUCCCAUUUUGGCACUGUGGCUUGUGGGAAGGGGAAGGAAGUGUGCGGGUCUUUCCGCUUCCUGUUCCAACGCCCCGUGGUGCUUUGCUACACAUUCCGAGCAGUUUGGCGGCAUUGUGAGUCUGCAGCGCGAUUUCUGAGAUUUCUGUUACAAAUGGAGCCUGAGCUGCUGAGGACCUUGCUGAUGAAUGUUGCCAGCACAUCACGCAUGGCAGUGGAGCUAUUCCUUCAGCUGCAAAGUGACAGUGAGGAGUCAGACGAUGAUAUUGAAACGCCUGACGCUCAAGACACUCAAUUGCUUGUGGCAGUAACAGACAUGCUCAGCACUGUGGAAUGGCGCCUUUGGGCUCGGGAAACCAGCACUCAGUGGUGGGAUCACAUCGUCCUGCAAUCCUGGGAUGACGAGCAGUGGCUGCAGAACUUUUGGAUGAGAAAAGCCACUUUCAUGGGACUGUGUGCUGAGCUCGCCCCUACCCUGCGGCGCAGGAACACGAGAUUGAGAGCUGCCCUGCCAGUGGAGAAGCGGGUGGCUAUUGCAAUCUGGAAGCUGGCAACUCCAGACAGCUACCGAUCGGUGGCGAACCAAUUUGCAGUGGGAAAGUCCACCGUUGGAAUGGUGCUGAUGCAAGUUUGCACAGCCAUUAAUCGCACCCUGCUAAGAAGAACUGUGACUCUGGGGAACGUGCAGGACAUUGUGGAUGGCUUUGCAGAAAUGGGUUUCCCUAACUGUGGAGGGGCAAUAGAUGGGACGCAUAUUCCUAUUCUGUCACCACCCCACCUGGCAUCAGAGUACGUUAAUCGCAAGGGGUAUUUCUCCGUGGUUCUGCAAGCGCUUGUGGAUCACCAUGGGCAUUUCACUGACAUUUACUCAGGAUGGCCUGGAAAAGUGCACGAUGCACGCAUCUUUCGGAACAGUGCCCUGUUCAGGAGGCUGAGGGCUGGGACUUUUUUCCCAGACCGCAAGAUCACAGUAGGGGACGUCGAAAUGCCCACUGUGAUCCUUGGAGACCCUGCUUACCCCUUAAUGCCUUGGCUCAUGAAACCAUAUACAGGGAAGCUUGACAGGAGCAAGGACCGGUUCAACUACAGGCUGAGCCGGUGCAGAAUGACUGUGGAGUGUGCUUUUGGCCGUUUGAAAGCCCGCUGGAGGUGUCUUUAUGGGAAGCUAGAUUUGGGGGAAAGCAGCAUCUCCGCUAUUUUAUCCGCGUGCUGUACCCUCCAUAAUAUUUGUGAAGGGAAGGGUGAAAGAUUCAGUGAGGAAUGGACCUCCGAGGUUCGACGCCUAGAGGAUAAAUUUGCACAGCCAGAGAGCAGGGCUACUAGAGAGGCCCAGGAAAGGGCUUCAAGGAUUAGGGAUGCCUUAAGGGAGCAAUUUGAUGCUGAGAGCCAACAGUAAUGUUUGGUGCCUUUGCUGUGCUCCUUUCUACCUUGGGGUACAAUAUUUACCACUUCUUGCAAUAAUAAAACGUAUUGUAAAAGCCAUAAAAUCCUUUAUUCAAAGUACAGUACAUAAAAGGCCAGGGGGGUUAGGGUGGUGGACUGUACAUUCAGAGGUUUGAAUAUGUCCUGUUUGGAUUACUGUUCAAUGUCUGCUGCACUUCAGGAUUACUAUGCUGCAGGGUAAUGGGGGUGGAGUGCACAGGGUAAGAAUUGUAGUUAUCAGGGCUGGUAGGUGAUCGUACAGGUGUUGGGGGCAGCUGGGGGUAAAAAGAAACUGGCUGCUGGAGAAAGGUGUUUUGUGCAAAUACUGGGGAACAAGAAAGAGAGCUUUGGGAGGGGUGUGGGUUUCCACGGUACAGAUCUGCCUGCAUGGCUACGAGAGACUCGAAAGACUCAGUUUGGCGAGCCAGGAGGCUUAUCAUCUGCUUUGAGGUUUUUUUGAUAGCCAAUUCCUUUCUCCUGCUUUCUGUUUGCCUCCACUCAUACAUUUUCUCUCUCCAUUCCUGCGUCUUCCUACUUUCUCUGUUGUAGUGAAUCAUAACUGCUUUGAUCAAUUCUUCUUUUGAUUUUCGCGGAUUUUUUCUCAAGUUCUGCAAGCGACGUGAGGCUGGUGAUCCGGCUGCAUUAGUCAAGGUCACUAAAAAAAACAUAGAUAGAAACAUGUAAUACACAGAGGCUACAUGGUUUAUUAUCACACAGUGAAGGAGUUUUUAGACUUUUUGUAGCAUCCUUCCCACAUACCUAACAUAACACAGACAGGCCAGGGAAGCGAAGGCAUGGCGAGCAAUGGGGUGAGUGUUUCUGCCCCGACUGCACC
Gopherus flavomarginatus (Mexican gopher tortoise) is the source of this 2437-nucleotide messenger RNA. RefSeq lists its product as uncharacterized. The coding region runs from base 335 to 1576 and encodes 413 amino acids. Lineage: Eukaryota; Metazoa; Chordata; Testudines; Testudinidae. The transcript has 2 exons. The record is from RefSeq and is a predicted model, not a curated record.